CAAAAGAAACUGAAAAAAUACUUAGAGAGAGAGAGAAUACACGACCGACAAUGAGGGAAAUCCUUCACGUUCAAGGUGGACAAUGCGGUAAUCAGAUUGGUGCCAAAUUCUGGGAAGUUAUCUGCGAUGAACAUGGCAUAGAUCCUACCGGAAAGUACAAAGGAACUCCUGUUGGAUCAUCUGAUAUACAGUUAGAAAGAAUCAAUGUCUACUUUAAUGAAGCAUCAGGCGGCCGUUAUGUUCCUCGCGCUGUUCUUAUGGAUCUUGAACCUGGUACUAUGGAUAGUAUCAGAUCUGGUCCUUAUGGACAGAUCUUUCGUCCUGAUAACUUCGUUUUUGGUCAGUCUGGUGCAGGAAAUAAUUGGGCCAAAGGUCAUUAUACUGAAGGCGCUGAGUUGAUUGAUUCAGUUCUUGAUGUUGUUCGUAAGGAAGCCGAGAAUUGUGAUUGUUUGCAAGGGUUUCAGGUUUGUCAUUCUCUUGGAGGAGGAACUGGAUCUGGCAUGGGAACUCUCUUGAUAUCUAAGAUAAGAGAGGAAUACCCAGAUAGGAUGAUGCUGACAUUCUCUGUGUUUCCCUCGCCUAAGGUUUCCGACACUGUGGUUGAACCCUAUAAUGCCACUCUUUCAGUGCACCAGUUAGUGGAGAAUGCUGAUGAAUGCAUGGUUCUUGACAAUGAAGCACUGUAUGACAUUUGUUUCAGAACUUUGAAGCUCAGCAAUCCUACAUUUGGUGAUCUAAACCACUUGAUUUCCGCCACAAUGAGUGGGGUGACUUGUUGCCUAAGAUUCCCGGGGCAACUAAACUCCGACCUAAGGAAGCUAGCCGUAAACCUAAUCCCCUUCCCACGUCUCCACUUCUUCAUGGUUGGUUUUGCGCCCUUAACCUCCCGUGGCUCCCAACAAUACGUGUCCCUAACCGUCCCCGAACUAACCCAACAAAUGUGGGACGCAAAGAACAUGAUGUGCGCAGCCGACCCCCGCCAUGGCCGUUACCUAACCGCCUCGGCCAUGUUCAGAGGAAAAAUGAGCACCAAAGAAGUCGACGAACAGAUGAUCAACGUUCAGAACAAGAACUCAUCAUACUUCGUGGAAUGGAUCCCAAACAAUGUGAAGUCGAGUGUCUGCGACAUCCCCCCAACGGGGCUGAAAAUGGCGUCGACUUUUAUCGGGAACUCGACUUCUAUUCAGGAAAUGUUUAGGAGGGUUAGCGAGCAGUUUACAGCUAUGUUUAGGAGGAAGGCUUUCUUGCAUUGGUACACGGGAGAAGGGAUGGAUGAGAUGGAGUUUACUGAGGCAGAGAGUAAUAUGAAUGAUUUGGUGGCGGAGUAUCAGCAGUAUCAGGAUGCGACUGCCGAUGACGAUGAGUACGAGGAUGAGGUGGCGGAUGAGGCCGAGGAAAAUUGAUGGUAAAAAUAUAUAUAUAUAUGGGUUUGUUAAUGUUUGUUAUGUUGUUGGUAUGGCUGUUGUGAUUUCUUUUGAAUGAAUGAAUGAUUGUUAUUGUUUGUUUGUUAUUGUUACUAUCAGUUUUAAAAACUCAUAUGCAUUGAAUAAGUAUGUGAUUGUCAAUGUUUUGUG
This is a messenger RNA of Impatiens glandulifera, 1574 nucleotides long. RefSeq names its product tubulin beta chain-like. Gene Ontology annotation, biological process: mitotic cell cycle; microtubule cytoskeleton organization. Gene Ontology annotation, cellular component: cytoplasm; microtubule. Gene Ontology annotation, molecular function: GTP binding; GTPase activity; structural constituent of cytoskeleton. The transcript has 3 exons. NCBI's taxonomy places the organism in Eukaryota, Viridiplantae, Streptophyta, Magnoliopsida, Ericales, Balsaminaceae. The record is from RefSeq and is a predicted model, not a curated record. Bases 51 to 1403 code for a protein of 450 amino acids.